This is a messenger RNA of Balaenoptera musculus (blue whale), 3166 nucleotides long. It is a transcript of the gene CDC42EP3, whose product is annotated as CDC42 effector protein 3. NCBI's taxonomy places the organism in Eukaryota, Metazoa, Chordata, Mammalia, Artiodactyla, Balaenopteridae. The coding region runs from base 1402 to 2166 and encodes 254 amino acids. The record is from RefSeq and is a predicted model, not a curated record. The transcript is spliced from 2 exons.
UAUAUACAUUAGUGCCAAAUGGAACAUAUAUUUUGAAAUAUGAACCCCUAGUAAAACUUAGGAAUCUGGAGUAAAAUUCAGGUAUCUGCCAAAGGAAACUUCGGAGUAGUUGUCAUUUGAAGAAAAGAAACGAUGCUGGGUCUCUUAUCUUCAUGGACUGUUUUGCUUGUCAGAUUUCUAACAUCACUUCAGCUGAAUUUUGUAUUUGACUUCCAACUUCAUGGCCAUUUGACCUGCCAACUAUUAUUUUCUUUGAGGCUUGUAACACUCCACCCAAGUAUUUUGCUUUCCAGAACAGUUGUGUCCGUUUCCUUUUCACUUCACCUUAACAUCAGACGAGGUUUACAACAUAGGCUUAAUGUGCAUCCUUUAAGGUUUCAGACAGACCCAGGGGCGUCGCAGUGAUGACCUGAAGCUGAUACCGCUCUGUAAAGUCAAGGCCCCCUGGAGGAUCGCUCUUUGUGCCAGGAUUUCCAUUCAACCUGAGAGUCCCGGGGCUGGGGUCGGACCCAGAGAGCCCGACUCUCCAGGGUUCCAGUCCCCUCCCCAGGCCGAACGUGCGGGCUGGGACCUUACGACCGGAAAACACCGCCCUUUCCUGUCGCCUACUCAUUCCCCAGGCCGAAGACUCGAGGAGGAAGAGACGGAGACGGAUUAAGAAAAUUAAUUAACCGGGUCCACGUUCGGCCUCCGGGCGAAGGGGCUGGGCGCGCAGCGGGCGCAGGUGCCGCCCAGGGCUGAAUUUCACGCUCCCGGGCCAGCCGCUGCGCCACUUGCGCCCCGUCGCUCGUCCGGGGGCGGCCGCCACCCGCUUGCCCCAGCUUUAGGCAGAUCUCUUUUAGGGACCCCGCGGGAGAGGAAACGCCUCCCCCUGGACUGGAAAAACCUGCAGCGUCGGCUGUUCGCUUGCCCCUGCUCAGCCAGCAGCCCCUGGCGUCUCCGGUGCGCCAAAUCCACUCUCCGGGUUUUGGCGGCAGCUCCAAGGGGAUCAGGCUGGAAACUGUCAGAACACGACCCUCCCCCCUCCCAACCGGGGCUUCGAGUGGCCCGGGGGCCCGAGGCCAGGCCGGGGCGGCGCGGUCAGGUGGCUUCUCUUCCCCGAGGGCCCCCCGCCCGCCGCGCCGGAGCUUUGCGGGCUAGAUCGGAUCGUUGGGACGAAGAGAGGUUUCUCCAUGCUGUGGAAGGGACUGGCGGAUGUAACCGGCUCUCCAGAAAGCCCUGCUUGGCUGUAAGUCCAGGAAGGCCUCUUAGACCUCCAUCUCGUUUCAGAGCCACUUGUGAAGCUACUUGAGAAAAAUGAUGUGACAGUUCCUACCAAAAAGGAUACUGGGAAACCUAUAACAUCUGUGAAGAAAGUCGCCCUUUUUCCCUUUUGCAAAAUCGACAUCCUCAAACUCCAAAAUGCCAGCCAAGACCCCAAUUUACCUGAAAGCUGCCAAUAACAAGAAAGGAAAGAAAUUUAAACUGAGGGACAUCUUGUCUCCGGAUAUGAUCAGCCCUCCCCUUGGAGACUUCCGCCACACCAUUCACAUCGGCAAAGAGGGCCAGCACGACGUCUUUGGAGACAUUUCCUUUCUUCAAGGCAACUAUGAGCUUCUACCUGGAAACCAGGAGAAAGCACGCAUGGGCCAGUUCCCUGGGCAUAACGAGUUCUUCCGGGCCAACAGUACCUCCGACUCCAUGUUCACAGAAACGCCCUCCCCGGUGCUCAAAAACGCCAUCUCCCUCCCAACCAUCGGAGGGUCCCAAGCACUCAUGUUGCCCUUGUUGUCACCGGUGACAUUCAGUUCCAAACAGGAGUCCUUAGGGCCGGGAAAGCUGCCCCGGCUUAGCUGUGAGCCGGUCAUGGAGGAGAAGGCUCCGGAGGAAAGCGGCCUGUUGGAGAACGGGACGGUCCACCAGGGGGACGUCUCGUGGGGGUCCAGCGGGUCCGCAUCCCAGUCCAGCCAGGGCAGGGGCAGCCACUCCUCCAGCCUCUCCGAACAGUAUCCCGACUGGGCGGCCGAGGACAUGUUUGACCAUUCCGCCCCGUGCGAGCUCGUCAAGGAAAAGACUAAAUCAGAGGAGUCCCUCUCUGAUCUCACGGGUUCCCUCCUCUCCCUGCAGCUCGAUCUUGGGCCCUCAUUUCUGGAUGAGGUGCUGAAUGUCAUGGAUAAAAAUAAGUAACAGGACACCGCCGGCUCUUUUCCUUUGGGGUAAAAGGUAUCAAAAAACAGAACAAAACAAAACUAACCACAAAGAGAAGAGCUUCGCUGGCUAUACUUGCUGUCAUGUGAUGGGUUUUCUAAAAUAACUUUCCUACAAAAUAUUUUUUUACCUGGUAUGCCCUGUUUGCAAAAACAGUGAAAAACAAAAAAACCUAUCCUGGCAAAGAGAGGAAGUGAGUCAGAACCCAUUUUCGGCGGGCAUUGCUGAUGUACAGCUCACAUUUUUUGUUUUCAGACACAUAAGAAAUCUGGCUUGGCCAGGACUGGCACUACUUAUGAAGGGCUGUGCCAGUCACAUUAAGGACCUUUACAGUACUCUGGCAUUUUCUGAGCAAGAGGAAGUCAAAAUUUAUUUAACACCCACACCUUUUUUCUAGACUCUUUUCUAUAUUAUAUCGUUUGGGCUCACCAUAGCAAAUUCUUCAGUGUUAAAACUUUUCUCUGUUUUCACAUUUGAACAACUUUAUGGGUUUCGGGGAUUUGCUUGUAGCUCUUAUAUAUCCCUAUAUAUUAUAUCUAUAUUGCGAAAUUUUGACUGUCAGCUACAUGUUGGUAAGACACAAGCAAAGUAUUACUGUAACUAAGUUAUUUUUAAAGUUAAAAUAUAUUUUUAUGUGCCUUUGGCUCUUUAUUGCAGAGUCUACAUUUUAUAGGUACUACAUCAAAUAUGGUCAUUUGACUUUCCAUUGGGAUUCCAUUCUAAGCUGUGUAUGUGUAUGUUUGGAAAAAUGUAUUCAUACUUAGCUUUACUUUCUUUUUCUUCAUCUGUUAUCAUACUUUUCACAGCAGCCAACAAUGGAUUGUAAAGUGUAAAGGCACAGGUUACUCACAAUGCUUCUGCAGAGACUGUGGGCUACACCACAUAAUGUUAUUUGGAAAUAUGGGUAUUUUAGUACAGUACAUACUUGCAUUACAUAGGUACUUCAUACAACACAAUAAAGAGUAAAUGUUAAAAUCAA